This is a messenger RNA of Spinacia oleracea (spinach), 1238 nucleotides long. RefSeq names its product transcription repressor OFP1-like. NCBI's taxonomy places the organism in Eukaryota, Viridiplantae, Streptophyta, Magnoliopsida, Caryophyllales, Amaranthaceae. Gene Ontology annotation, molecular function: DNA binding. The record is from RefSeq and is a predicted model, not a curated record. Bases 163 to 1098 code for a protein of 311 amino acids. Gene Ontology annotation, biological process: negative regulation of DNA-templated transcription. The transcript has a single exon.
UAUUCCAUCGUGCCACUUUUUUCAACCUUUGUGGACCCCGAAAAUAUACUCUCCCUCCUUCUCUAUUUAACUUCAAAAACCCACCUUUCUUCCAUCCAUUUCCCCCACUCACUUUUCCUUAACCCUUUAAAAACAGAGUAACAAAAACAAAACAGAGGAUUAAUGGGAAAUCAGAGAUUUAAAUUUAAAUUAUCUGAUAUGAUCCCAAAUGCUUGGUUCUACAAGCUCAAAGAUGACACCACCAAAAAUCAAAAAUCUCAGUCCACAAAGCUCAGGCAAGACCACCUCUCGCCGCCACAACCGCCGACAUCUACCGUAAAAACAACCAGAGACACACAUCAAGCUUCGAACCCUGAACCUCAAUGUCACCCUAGAAAAUCAUACCAUAUCACAAGAGUGCUCAACCCCCCAUCUCAAGAACUAGACUUUCACCCUGUUACUCCUCCAAGAAAGUCAAAAUCAUCCUCAAAAUCAAGAAAAUCAAGCAGAAGAACAAGCUCACUUUCUUCUUCUAGCUGUAAAUCAACUACUACUUUCCAAUCUUACCCUUCUAAAUCAAAUUCACCGUCUUCUCCUCCCUUGUUUGAAGAUUCUCUGCUCAAAACAGAGCAUAAAACAGAGGAUUACGAUAUCGUAAUCGACGUCGAAAAGGACUAUGUAUUCACCUUUGAUUUCAAACUCCCACCAAUUAUCACCAAAAAAGAAUCAAAACCCAUCAAUUUCUCAACACAGGAGAAGAUUAUCGCUACACCUUCUUCAAGGAGACUCCAAUUAGACAAAGGAGUAAGAUUGAAGAUCAAUUCUCCAAGAAUCAUGGGAAUAAAACAGGGGCAAAAUGGGAAUUCAGGUAGGAAGAGCACCAGUUCAAAGAAGAGAAGGAGCAUUUCAGAGAGUUUUGCAGUGGUAAAAUCGUCAUUUGAUCCACAAAGAGAUUUCAAGGAAUCGAUGGUGGAAAUGAUAGUGCAAAACAAUUUAAGAGGUUCGAAAGAUUUGGAAGAUUUGCUAGCUUGUUAUCUUUCACUUAAUCUAGAUGAAUAUCAUGAUGUUAUUAUUGAAGUUUUUAAGCAAAUUUGGUUUGAAUUAAGGCACCAAAAAUAAUUUUUUGUAUAAAACAAAAAAAGUUAGAACAUUAUCUUUCUUUUUUAAUUAAUUAAUUAGAUUAGUAUUAGUUGGAGCAAAUAAUUAUUGUAUGUACAGUUAUUAAGUAGCUUUUUAAUACAAAAGGUCUAAUUAUUUAA